AAAUAUUUCUGACCAGCACUCCGCUCUUGGCAUCUCAUCCCAGCCUCAUCAGCAGAAGUGUGACCAAGAGCAGUCAUGACGUCUUACAGCGACAAAGGAGAGAAGCCCGAGAGAGGCCGAUUCCUCCACUUCCACUCCGUGACCUUCUGGGUUGGCAAUGCCAAACAGGCUGCGUCGUACUACUGCAGCAAGAUAGGCUUCGAACCCCUAGCCUACAAGGGCCUGGAGACGGGGUCCCGGGAGGUGGUCAGCCACGUGGUCAAGCAAGAUAAGAUUGUGUUUGUCUUCUCCUCUGCCCUCAACCCCUGGAACAAAGAGAUGGGCGAUCACCUGGUGAAACACGGCGACGGAGUGAAGGACAUUGCGUUCGAGGUGGAAGACUGUGACUACAUAGUGCAGAAAGCCCGGGAACGGGGCGCCAUAAUCGUACGGGAGCCCUGGAUAGAGCAAGACAAGUUUGGGAAGGUGAAGUUUGCUGUGCUGCAGACGUUCGGGGACACCACACACACGCUGGUGGAGAAGAUGAACUACACCGGCUGCUUUCUGCCUGGAUUCGAGGCCCCAACCUUCACAGACCCUCUACUUUCCAAGCUGCCCAAAUGUGGUCUCGAGAUAAUUGAUCACAUUGUGGGGAACCAGCCUGAUCAGGAGAUGGAGUCUGCCUCUCAAUGGUACAUGAGGAACCUACAGUUCCACCGGUUCUGGUCUGUGGAUGACACGCAGAUACACACGGAGUACAGUGCUCUGAGGUCCGUUGUGAUGGCCAAUUAUGAGGAGUCCAUCAAGAUGCCCAUUAAUGAGCCAGCGCCGGGCAAGAAGAAGUCCCAGAUCCAGGAAUAUGUGGACUAUAACGGGGGCGCUGGGGUCCAGCACAUUGCUCUCAAGACGGAAGACAUCAUCACAGCGAUUCGCAGCUUGAGAGAGAGAGGUGUGGAGUUCUUGGCUGUUCCAUUCACCUACUACAAACAACUGCAGGAGAAGCUCAAGUCGGCCAAGAUCCGGGUAAAGGAGAGCAUCGAUGUCCUGGAGGAGCUGAAAAUCCUGGUGGACUACGACGAGAAAGGAUACCUCCUGCAGAUUUUCACCAAACCCAUGCAGGACCGACCGACAGUCUUCCUGGAAGUCAUUCAGCGCAACAACCACCAGGGUUUUGGAGCCGGCAACUUCAACUCACUAUUCAAGGCCUUCGAGGAGGAGCAAGAACUUCGGGGUAACCUCACGGACACAGACCCCAACGGGGUCGCGUUCCGCCUGUAGGCCCGGCUGAUCCCGCCUGACCCACCGAAGCCCCUCCCACCUGCGGCGUAUGGGGCCACGCCCCCUCGCCCUGGAGCACGCCCACUCCCCACCCCCAAGACUCCACCCACCUCCUACCCCUCCCCUCAGUUGGGCCGCUCCCUUUUCCACCCUUCGGAAUAAAGCUGACCCAGGUCCAAA
This is a messenger RNA of Sus scrofa (pig), 1437 nucleotides long. It is a transcript of the gene HPD, whose product is annotated as 4-hydroxyphenylpyruvate dioxygenase. NCBI's taxonomy places the organism in Eukaryota, Metazoa, Chordata, Mammalia, Artiodactyla, Suidae. Gene Ontology annotation, molecular function: 4-hydroxyphenylpyruvate dioxygenase activity. Gene Ontology annotation, biological process: L-tyrosine catabolic process. The record is from RefSeq and is marked validated. Gene Ontology annotation, cellular component: endoplasmic reticulum membrane; Golgi membrane.